Morone saxatilis (striped sea-bass) is the source of this 3725-nucleotide messenger RNA. RefSeq names its product collagen, type XV, alpha 1b (gene col15a1b). The transcript has 43 exons. NCBI's taxonomy places the organism in Eukaryota, Metazoa, Chordata, Actinopteri, Moronidae. The record is from RefSeq and is a predicted model, not a curated record. Bases 132 to 3725 code for a protein of 1197 amino acids.
AGAGAGAGAGAGCAGUGUGACUUCAGGUCUGCAGUGAGGCAGAGGGACCACGGAGUUUGCAGGAAUUUCAUCACACACAUGCACUUGGAGUUCACUUCCAAACCUGGACCUGUAUUCAUUCACACGCUAAAAUGUCUCAAGGGUGGUCUGUUGCCCUGCAUCUCGCCCUGCUGUGCUGGCUGGCCGCUGCCCUGCAGGUUAUGGAAGAGCGAGGCUCUGGAGGUCAUCUGGACCUGACGGAGUUAAUCGGCGUCCCCCUCCCUCCCUUCGUCUCCUUCACUCCUGGCUACGAGGGUUUUCCGGCCUACAACUUCGGGCCCGAUGCCAACAUUGGCCGGCUUACCAAGACCUUCGUGCCAGGGUCAUUCUACAGGGACUUUGCCAUCAUCGUCACGGUGCGUCCAACCACUCCGAGAGGAGGCGUGCUCUUUGCCAUCACAGAUGCCCGUCAGAAGGUGGUGGAGCUGGGUUUGGCCCUCACUCCGGUGCGUGGGGGCCUGCAGAGCAUCUUACUGUACUACACUGACAGAGAGCAAGCUUCCCACAGCCACAAAGCUGCUUCCUUCAGUGUCCCGGAUAUGACAGACCAGUGGACACGAUUCACGCUGGUGGUGGAGCAUGAAGAGGUGCGUCUCUAUAUGGACUGUGGAGAGGCCGAGAGGACCACUUUCCAUCGGAGGCCAGAAAGACUCAACUUCUCACACAAUUCAGGCAUUUUCGUGUCUAAUGCUGGAAGCACGGGGCUUGACAAGUUUGUGGGAUCCAUUCAGCAGCUGGUGAUAAAAGAUGAUCCCAGAGCAGCUGAGGAGCAGUGUGAGGACGACGAUCCCUAUGCCUCAGGAUACACCAGUGGAGACGAUGCUCUGGAUGACAGAGAGACAGAGGAGGAAAUGGUGAAGAACACACAGGAGAGGAAACAUGGCACAGAACGGGAGGAGGACAGUGUUCCAGUCAGAGCUCCACCCACCGAGGCUCCAGAGGUGGAGCUUGAUGAGUACUCCGGUCACCAGACCCCCACAGAGGCCAGUGACAUACUGAGAGGGCCACACCAGACAGAGGAGCCAGGGGAGAGGUCAGGAGAUGGUCAUGUCAGGCAUGGGUUAAAAGGAGAGCGUGGAGAUCCUGGACCCAGAGGCCCACCUGGCCCACCAGGCCCCACCCCUCUGCCUGGGAAAACUCAGCCUGGACCAAGAGGGACACAAGGGCCGCCAGGAAUCCCUGGAUCCCCAGGACUGCCAGGGAGAGAUGGACAGAAGGGGAUCAAGGGUGAAAAGGGAGAUCCAGGUCAGAAAGGAUCUCAAGGUUUUUCAGGUUUGGAUGGAGAAGCUGGAGCUAAAGGAGAGAAGGGAGACCAAGGAGUUGGUUUACCAGGCCCUCCCGGACUCCCUGGGCCUCCUGGACCCCCCAGAUCACGCAGUGUACCAUAUGGAGCAGAUGCCCUGGGUUCUGGGUUUGAGGACCUGGACAGUGACACUGAACUCAUCAGGGGCCCUCCUGGUGUACCAGGGCCUCCAGGACCGCCUGGCCCCCCUGGACCCAACCUGUCAUCAUCUGACACAGCCGAAGGCUUUACUGUAUGGAAUGCAGGACCACCCGGUGCCCCUGGCACAGACGGGCUCCCAGGCAAACCUGGUCUACCAGGCCUAGCAGGAAGAGAUGGGGCUCCAGGUCUACCUGGAGCUGUGGGAGAGAAGGGUGACCAAGGGUUACCUGGGCCAUCUGGACCAAAGGGUGAAUGUGGGACAGUGGGUACAGCAGGGCCCUCAGGGCCACCAGGGCCUACUGGUCCACAGGGCAAGAGAGGCUCAUCAGGUCCCCCAGGACCACCUGGCCCCCCCGGACCUCCAGGAACCAAGUUCUUUGUGGAGGAUAUGGAGGGAUCUGGGAAGAGUGACAUGCUCAUUGGAGCUGGAGGCAAAGGCCCACAGGGACCCCCCGGCCUACCUGGUCCACAGGGACCUAAGGGUGAGGACGGAGCCACAGGGGCUCCAGGGCUCUCCGUAAAGGGUGAGCCAGGGGACCCAGGGCCAGAGGGUCUUCAGGGUCCUGCUGGACUACCAGGAGCUAGGGGGGCCAAAGGAGAAAAGGGCAGUCCAGGACCGAAGGGUGAUCGAGGCGCUGAUGGACUGAGUAUACCAGGACCACCUGGGCUUCCUGGACCUCCUGGAUCUCUGAUUAAUCUGCAAGAUCUGCUUCUCAAUGUUACAGAUGGUAUCUUCAACUUCACAGAGAUCAGAGGACCACCAGGGCCCAUGGGCCCUGAAGGCUUGCCUGGCAGAGCUGGAUUUCCUGGCCCCAGGGGACCAAAGGGAGACGUGGGCCCUCCUGGUACCCAGGGGCCAGCAGGGUUCAAGGGAGAAAAGGGAGAGCCGGGGGUGACCAUUGCUGCUGAUGGCUCCAUCUUAUCAGCACCAAGAGGCCCCCAGGGUCCCAAAGGCAGCAAGGGUGACCGUGGGUUCACUGGACCUGCUGGACUAAUGGGCCCAAUUGGACCAACUGGACAGAAAGGAGAAUAUGGCUUCCCCGGUCGCCCAGGACGACCUGGUGUGCCUGGGAGAAAAGGGGACAGAGGAGAUUCUGUCGGAGUACAAGGACCUCCAGGUCCUCCGGGCCCACCUGGACUGCCAGGAAGAAUUAUUGGCCUGAGCGGAACAGUGUUUCCGGUGCGCCCCAGACCGCACUGCAAAAAGGGACGAGAGUCAAUGACAGGGGGUGCUAAAGGAGACAAAGGAGAUAUGGGAGUACCUGGAGAGCCAGGCAAACCUGCGCCCGGGUUUCCAGAUGGAAUUGUGGGUGCUAGGGGUGAUGCAGGAUACCAAGGUCAGAAGGGAGAGAAGGGUGACAGUGGUCCGCCUGGUCCUCCAGGACUACCUGGGAGGUCAGGACUUGUGGGUCCAAAAGGCGAGUCCAUUGUGGGUCCACCAGGACCUGUUGGUUCUCAGGGCCAGCCCGGAGCCCCCGGGUUUGGACGACCCGGUCCCCGUGGGCCCCCAGGCCCUGCUGGACCCCCAGGACCAGCACCUGCAUAUGGAUCAGCUGUCAGUAUCCCCGGACCUCCCGGUCCUCCUGGCCCACCAGGAUCUCCAGGAUAUGCCAACCCGGUGACCACCUAUAAGACGGCCCACGCUCUGAGCAGAGAGACUCACCGCGCUGCAGAGGGAACCUUGGUCUACGUGUCUGAGAAGGGAGGAGAGUUAUAUAUCAGAACGCGCAACGGCUGGCGCAAGAUCCAGCUCGGAGAGUUGAUCCAGAGCGGACCUUCGUCCUCAGCAGCGUCUCAGGCCCUCAGCAGACCUGCAGAAUGGAGCAGACCCCACAGGGUCCACAGCCAGGAGCUUCAAGAGGGCAAUCGAGGAUAUCAGCCCAGCUAUAAUGUUCUACCACAGACCUUCAACGCUGUGCCUGGGCUCCAUCUGGUGGCACUGAACGCCCCGCUAAAAGGGGACAUGCGUGGGAUCCGGGGCGCAGACUUCCAGUGCUACCAGCAGGCACGCUCCAUGGGGCUGACAGCCACCUACCGGGCCUUCCUGUCCUCCCACCUCCAGGACCUGGCAACCAUCGUGAGGAAGGCGGACCGCACUGACAUGCCUGUGGUUAAUCUCAGGGGUGAGGUGUUGUUCAGUAGUUGGAUGUCCAUCUUCUCUGGGAACGGAGGUACAUUUAACCCAUCCACAGCCAUCUACUCCUUUGACGGACGUGACGUGAUGACUGACUCAGCAUGGUGA